AGGACGCUGGUGGCGACGGAACUCGGGUUUAGCUGGAAUUCGUCGGCCAUCGAAAGAAAAUGGCGACCGUGAUCAGACUUUAAUCGCGCAAGCGAAUGUGCAUCGAAUGUUCCAUGGUGAUCGGUAGUGAAUCGCAGAAGCGAUCGCGUUUAUCAGCUCCGGGCGAACGGUGUGCGAUCGGUUCGGAUGUGCGAAUGAUUGGGCAAACAUGCAGAAUGUAGCACAAGGAUCCGGCGCCGAUAACAAUCCGAAAAUAGAAAAAGUUGUGAACAUUCACCAGCAGCAGCAGCAGCAGCAGCAGCCACCGCAGCCGCAGGACUCGUCGUCGACACCGCGCUCGCAUUCGACCACAAAUUCGAGUCCGGCCAAAUCCGAGACGGAGACGUACUCUGAGCAUCGCCAGUACAUCUCCGACACGUCGGAGAGCGAAGAGGACAGCGUUUCUGAGGUGGAAUCGUUCGUGAUCGACGAAGGGGACAAUUCGUUGGAGGCGGCGAAAUUUCUGCUUAACGCGCAGCAGAAUCGCACCGUUGAUCCGUUGACGCAAGCGCGUAUUGAGCAGCUGCUGCAGGCUGCGGGUAUCGGGCAGCUUGCCACCAAGGAUGGUAAACAUCUAGCCGAUCCGGAAGUCUUGCGCCGGCUGACAUCGAGCGUCUCAAGCGCGCUGGACGAGGCAGCGGCGGCGCUGACGCGCAUGCGGUCCGAUACUUAUCCCGGCAGCAAUAGUAACAACCCUCAGGCGGCGCCACAGCAGCCGCAGCUGCAGCAGCCGGAGAAGACGUCGCUGGUGGAGGCGUGCACCGACGGUGAUGUGUGCACGGUUAAGAAGCUGCUGACCGAGGGACGCUCCGUGCACGAGACGUCCGAGGAGGGCGAGAGUCUGCUGUCGCUCGCUUGCAGUGCAGGCUACUACGAAUUGGCGCAGGUGCUGCUCGCGAUGAACGCCAACGUCGAAGAUCGCGGCAUCAAGGGCGAAUGCACGCCGCUGAUGGAGGCCGCGUCGGCCGGCCACUUGGAUAUUGUCCGUCUGUUGGUGCGGCAUGGCGCGGAGGUGAAUGCGCAGUCCACCACGGGCAAUACGCCGCUGAUGUAUGGCUGUGCCGGCGGACAUCAGGAUGUUGUUAAAUUUCUGCUCGAAAAGGGCGCCAAUGUCGAGGACCACAAUGAGAAUGGGCAUACGCCACUGAUGGAGGCGGCCAGCGCCGGCCACGUCGGCCUGGCGAAGAUCCUCCUCAUGCACGGCGCCGGCAUCAACACGCACUCGAACGAAUUCAAAGAGUCUGCGCUUACGUUGGCCUGCUAUAAGGGCCAUUUGGAUAUGGUUAAGUUUCUGCUCGAGGCCGGCGCCGACCAGGAGCACAAGACCGACGAGAUGCAUACCGCCCUCAUGGAGGCCUCCAUGGAUGGGCACGUGGAGGUGGCGCGCCUGUUGCUCGACUCGGGCGCGCAAGUUAAUAUGCCGACGGACAGCUUCGAAUCGCCGCUCACGCUGGCAGCUUGUGGCGGGCACGUUGACCUCGCCAUGCUGCUCAUCGAGCGCGGCGCCAACAUCGAAGAGGUCAACGAUGAGGGUUACACGCCGCUCAUGGAGGCGGCUCGCGAAGGCCACGAAGACAUGGUGGCGCUCCUGUUGAACCAGGGUGCGCACAUUAACGCGCAGACGGAUGAGACGCAGGAAACUGCUUUGACAUUGGCUUGUUGCGGUGGCUUCACCGAAGUGGCCGAUUAUCUCUACCAAGCGGGCGCUGACAUUGAACUGGGAGCAUCAACACCGCUGAUGGAGGCGGCGCAAGAGGGACACCUGAAGUUGGUCGAGUAUCUCCUGGAGAAGAAUGCGAAUGUGCAUGCGCAGACGCAGACAGGCGAUACUGCUCUCACGUACGCGUGCGAAAAUGGCCACACUGAUGUGGUGGACAAACUGCUGCAUUAUGGCGCGAACAUGGAGCACGAGUCCGAGGGUGGUCGUACCCCGCUGAUGAAGGCUUGCCGUGCGGGUCACCACUGCGCCGUGCAGUUCCUCAUCACCAAGGGCGCCAAUGUGCACCGACAGACAACCAACAAUGAUCACACCCCACUAUCGCUAGCUUGCGCCGGCGGACAUUUGAACGUUGUUGAGCUGUUGCUGGCGACUGGUGCUGACCCCAACCAUAAGCUCAAGGACAAUUCCACCAUGUUGAUCGAGGCGGCCAAAGGCGGUCACACAACGGUCGUUCAGCUCUUGCUCGACUUUCCUCAUUCGAUGCUGAUGAAUCAACCUUCUGCGACGGCGGCCACUAUGCUCCCCGGCCAUGUGUCUCCCUUGCCCAGCAACGCCACGCAGAGGAUGAACUUUUUCCAACCGACUGCAGAUUUCUCGCCGGCGGUGCUGCAAGAGGUCCCCGAAGCGGUUCGCAUCGUGCCACAUGAGGAGGGCGUCGACAAGCAACUAGCUGAGAGCCUGGCUCAGGCGGAUUCCACUGCUACCGCGUGCAAGGACAAUGUGCGCACCUCUGGCGUCAAUGUUAUCUUUGACACGGCGCUUACCACCGCCGAGGCGCAGCAGGUGCGCAGUCAGCCUUUGGCGUUCAGCGAGUUUGAAGACUGCGAUCUGUACGCUGCCACCACCGCCACAAUGGAGUUUCUGGCCAAGCAGCAGACGACCCAAGCACCCGGCGGUCUUAUCGACAAGAAGACUAGCAUCCUGGAGUACGUGAAAAAUCGCAAGAAGCUGCCAAUCCAAGUCCCCCCCACCGCGGUGUCCAGCGACGAGGGCAGUCAAAAGCAGCAGAUACUCGAUGAACUUCACAGAGUGGAUAGAGAGUUUAGCGGAAAGCAGCAGCAACAACAACAGCAGCAGCAGCAGCAGCAGCAGGCGCUGUUUCCGGCUAAUGCAGUGCCUCAGGACGACAAUUCUCAAGCACCACUGCCGCACAGGUCUAUUAUUGAUAUUGACAUUCAAGACGACGGCGUGGGCGGAAAGCGGUCGGUAUUUCCAGUUCAGGAUUUGAACGCAUUUUAUGCGGGAGUGCAGGCCGCCGACCUCAUUUACCAGACGGCGCAGAACCAACAGCCGCCGUUUUGUUUCCCUCCCAUUAGCGCCACAGCCGCUACUACCACGACGGUGACGCCGGUCAAGAUUCAGCCGCACGCCGACGUUAGCCAGAAUACCGCCAUCAGCGACCGCCCGAAGGCGAAACCUGUCUCGAAGAAAGAAGGCAAGAAUGUGCGCAAGGUUUACACUUUCCAGCAAUUGCCGCCACCGCAACUGCCGAUGGUGCAGCCCGACGUGGCGAUUACGGCCGCGCCAACCGGCAGCACAGCAACACCGAUUGCCACUGCCGCAGCGGCGACCUCAGUCGACAAGUCGCUCUAUCCCCUGGAUCUCGAUGAUGCGCAACACGACAACCUCAACACGGCCAACUUCCUGCAAGACCUGCACAACCAUCCACUCAUUCGCGCCGCCUUUGUCUCGUCACCGUCUGCCACUUCUACAUCCACUUCGCCGCCAGUGGUCGCGCCGCCGAAGAAAGCCAAUCUUGAUUAUGUCUUCAAAAGUGCGACCAAGUUUAUUGAGAAGCACACCAAGGAUUUGCAGUUGCAGGAUUGCAUUGUCGAUGACCUGCAGUGUUAUAAUAUUGGCGCUGACCAGCCACAGCAGUCGCCUGUGCCGACGCAGUUUUCCGAAUCUCUGGACGAAAAUAUGCUGCAAUCACUCGCCCAGCAGCAGCAGCAGCAGCAGCAGCAGGAUUUAGCCGCCGGCGAUGACCACGACGGGGACGUGUCGCGCGUGGAAUACUUUGCCGUACCGAAUCACAGCGUCGACUUGGCGGGCGUGCAGCGCACUUUUGAUCCGUACGAACAAUAUCUGCAGGCUGUCGGCAACAAUACCACCGGCACGUUGAUCAAAACGGCUUUCUGUCGCGGCUUCCAAGCGCAGGCCAACUACAGUCGCAUGCAGCAUGCGACAAUGGGCACGGCGGACCAGCAGCCGGCGAUGCCGAUCAUCACCGAGACGGACGUGUCACCAACGUGCACGCACAUUGGUCCUACCACAAUCGUUCAGACGAAUCACUAUUGUCAGGUGUCGUGCAGUCAACACUUGAAUCAGGUCCAAGCCGCAACGCAGACGCAGAUUCAAACGACGGCUGUUGACGCGGGCAAGAAGUGCACCAAGACCAGCAGUUCUUCUACCACUGGCGCCACUAGCGCAGUGGAUAGCGUGAAGAAGAAAGACCGAUACUUGUAUCGGAAUGUCCAGAAGAAGAAACUGAUGGACCCGAAUGCGAUUGGCGCGCAGUAUGGCGACACGGUCGCCGUGCACUGUCCGGCGGUGGACCAGGCCAACUUCUGCAUGGAUGUGGACUCGGAGACCGAAAGCAAUCACGAUACUGCACUCACGUUAGCUUGCGCCGGCGGCCACGAGGACCUGGUGGGAUUGUUGAUUCAGCAUGGCGCCGACAUUGAGCAUCGUGACAAGAAGGGUUUUACGCCGCUGAUUCUUGCCGCGACCGCCGGGCACGAGAAGGUCGUGGAGUUGCUGCUCAAACACAAUGCCGAUAUUGAGGCGCAGUCGGAGCGAACCAAGGACACGCCACUGAGUUUGGCAUGUUCCGGAGGGCGGUACGAGGUGGUCGAAAUUCUGCUGAACCGCAACGCUAAUAAGGAACAUCGCAACGUUUCCGAUUAUACGCCACUGAGUCUGGCUGCAUCGGGCGGCUACGUGAACAUUAUCAAACUGUUGCUGCAGCAAGGCGCAGAGAUCAAUUCACGCACCGGCAGUAAGUUGGGUAUCUCUCCCUUGAUGUUGGCUGCGAUGAAUGGCCAUACGGCGGCGGUGAAACUCCUCCUCGACCUGGGCAGUGACAUAAAUGCGCAAAUCGAGACCAAUCGGAAUACGGCGCUAACACUGGCUUGCUUUCAGGGCCGGCAUGAAGUUGUCAGCCUUCUUUUGGAUCGAAAAGCUAAUGUUGAACAUCGCGCCAAGACUGGACUGACGCCCCUAAUGGAAGCUGCCAGCGGCGGCUACGUAGAUGUGGGCCGAGUUCUCCUCGACAAAGGCGCAGAUGUCAAUGCUACGCCGGUGCCGUCGUCAAGGGACACCGCGCUGACCAUCGCCGCCGAUAAGGGACACGUGCGGUUUGUCGAUCUGCUCCUGAACCGUGGUGCGGCAGUGGAGGUGAAAAAUAAAAAGGGCAACUCUCCCUUGUGGUUGGCGGCGAACGGCGGGCAUUUGAAUGUGGUUGAACUGUUGCAUGGGCUUGGGGCCGACAUCGAUUCGCAGGACAACCGAAAAGUGUCUUGUCUAAUGGCGGCCUAUCGCAAGGGACAUGUCAAGGUCGUGAAGUGGAUGGUUAAUCACGUGACGCAAUUUCCCAGCGAUCAGGAGAUGAUCCGCUAUAUGACCACGGUGAGUGAGAAAGAUAAUGACCUUGUCGACAAGUGCCACGAAUGCAUUAAGAUUAUUCGCGCCGCGAAGGAAACGCAAGCGGCGAAGGCCAACAAGAACGCUUCGAUUUUGCUCGAGGAAUUGGACAUGGAGAAGAAUCGCGAAGAGUCGAAGAAGGCAGCGGCUGCGCGGAAGCGCGAACGCAAGAAGAAGAAGAAGCUCGAGAAGAAGGAGGAGAAGCGCAAGUUGUUUGAGGAGAACAAGAAGAACGAGUAUUAUGAGGACAAGGACGAUGACGACAAGGAUGACGAAGACGAAGAGGACGAAAAGGUGCCGAUUCCACCUGUUGCCGUUGAGCAUUCGGCUGACAAGGAAGAGGGCGACAGUGGCAUCGACGCCAAUAGUCAGGGUAGCUGCUCUAGCAACGAUGUUAAGUCGAAAGAGAAGCGCAAGGAUAAGAAGAAGAAGAAACCCAAUGGCACUCUUGGCUCCUCCACCACCACCACCACCACCAACACUUCAUCUUCGACAACGGGUCCGCUGUCAACCACCGUCGUGCCGAGCCCCACAAUAAAUAUUAGUGCUACACCGAUUACAACGUUAAAUAAUAAACCUUCCAUGGCGAGCGUCAAACCAGAGAGCAAGAAAGAGAAACAGAAGACCAAGAAUGAGUUGCGCAAGGAGAAGCUGCAAGCCCAGCAACAGCUCUUGCAACAACAGCAGCAGCAACAACAAUUGCUGUCCGAAGCUGUCUGCACCAAGAGUCCUGCCGAUCGCGACGAGUUUGAGCCGUCCGGCAGCGACAGUUUUGUCACGCCGCGCAAGAAAGAAGCCGAGAUUACUAAAUCGUCAAGUUCCUCCACCAGCCCCAAACAGGGUAGCAAGCGUGAAGAGGGUUGGAAAGAGGUGGUGCGCAAGUCAUCCGUACAACCCACGCAAUCGGACUCUGGCGUGAAGAAGGUGUCUGUCCCGCUGAAUGCAAUUUCGCGCGUGAUAGGCCGCGGCGGCAGCAACAUUAAUGCGAUUCGCGGCGCAACCGGCGCUCACAUUGAGGUGGAGAAGCAGAGCAAGGGACAAGGCGAGCGCAUCAUCACCAUCAAAGGCUCCACUGAUGCUACGAAACAAGCGCAUACUUUGAUUGCGGUGCUAAUUCGCGAUCCGGACGCAGACAUAUUGCAAAUGUUGCCCAAGACAAAGGCUCCGCCAGUAGCCACUACCCUCUGGGACAAGACGCAGAUUGGCACGAAGAAGGUGGCUGUUAAAGCGGUCAGUCAAAUUGGGCAGUCGUCUGUCGGCAGCUCCGUGGUUCAACAGCAACCACUACAACAAAAACAGCUAACGGCCGUCGUGCAGGUGCUGAGGAAUAGUGCUGCGGUGGGCGGCAAGCCACGUUUAGCCGCGCCGGGAGGAUCGGCGCCAGCUCCUAGACUGGUUGCGCAAGCCGAAAAGGAGAAGGCGCAGCAACAGCAACACCAUCAGAGAGCGGUUGCUAUUUCGAAUGCAGCACGUCUGCCAGCUCCUUCUAUCAAAGCUGUGCAGAGGAGUUUUGCCGCCAAAGUGAGCGAGCACAUUGGUGCAGUCGCCACACAGCCACAGCCUCUCGCUCACCAGCAGACAGCGAUGCAAAUUCAGAAACAGCGCCUGAUGGCGGCGCCUGCCCCUCCGCCGGGCCCGAUUAGUCCGAACGCUGCGCUCCCGCUGCAUCAGCAAACUUCGACGCAAUCAUCUCCCAAGCACAAUUCGCGUCCAGCGCCCACGUCUUCGGCACCGCCCAAUAUGCAGCACGUGCCGCCACCGCCGCCACAUUCGCAAUCUGCGGCCAAAGCUUUUUCGCAAGCGAAUAUCGUCACCAGCCCCACCGGCGAACAGCAAGUGCUUAGUCAGCCCUGCAGUCCAACGCCGAGCAAACCCGAUGAGAGUGUGAGCACUCAGCUGUCGACCGCUACGUCCACGACGCAGAGCGUGUACACGCUCUUCAACGAUAUGGAGAAGCGGCCCAUUUGGCGGCACGAUACCGAAUCUCAGAAGCAGAACUUUGCUGCUGUUACCGGCGGCGGCGGCGGCGGCGGCAGCAGUGGCGGUGGCGCAGUUUCUUCGAGUGGGGCGCAGAUGCAGAACAAGUAUGAACAUCCAACGAACAUCAUCACCAUUGAUGCCUCCAAGGCGCCCGGCUAUCGUGGCAAUGCGAUGUGCUCUCCGGUAUCGUCCAAGACGAGCAGCAAUAGCACCACUCCACCCAACAGCAGCUAUCACUAUGAUAAACCACCACCGAUUGCGCCGAUUGGCAGCCAUAUCCCGCACAAUCGCCCGCCCAGCCAGAACCAAAAUCAGACCGAUUCCGUCGGCAGCCAUUACUUUGACCGGCCCCACAUGCCACUGCAGAUGCCGCCGUCAUUUGCGGCCGAUAUGAAUUCACAUUAUGGGUUCCAGCAGCAUCUCAACUUUGCUCAUGCGCAAGGCGGGCAGGACUCGCGCCUCAAUCCCAAGGCGCCCGACUUUCACGGCAAGCACCAAAGUCAUCAGAACCAGAAUGUCUACAACGGUUACAGCAACAUGUUUAAACCACCAAGCAUAUUUCACCAACAGCAACCGCCGCAACAGCAGCAACAGCAGCAGCAGAGUAACGCAAACGCGUGGGCGAUGCAGUUUAACCCCACCAAUGAGCAGCACCAAUUGAUGAAUGGCAUGGCGGGUAUGACGCUUCAGCAUAUUGCGCGUGCGACUGAUCCGAUGUAUGAGGUUAGUGCGGUCGUGGACACCUCGCCGACAUUGUCGCCCAAAUCUAUGAUGCAUUUUGGCGACCUCCAGCAGAUGGGAGGUGGAGGAGGAGGUGCUGGUGGUAUUGGUGAGGAUCGUAAACUGCCCCAACCUAUUGGCCCCAUCGGCAUCGAGCGUUCGAGGAAACUCAACCCCAACGAUAACAACGGCUGGAUCAAGGAGCGCCAGAAUACUAUGCAACAGAUGUGGCAGCAGAAUGCGCCCCGCAUUCCGAAUCCGAUUGAGCCGAGGGAGUAUAAUAUGCAGCAGCGUGCCGCCAAUCUUCCGCCGAUCUACGAUUACUACCAAGAGCACUCGAUUGGGGUGUUGAUGGAGUCGAAUAUGAACAUGCCCUACCCGUCGCCGCAUCACCAAUUGCCGAUGGCGUCCAAUUUGGGCUUGGAGUAUCCGCCGGAAUACAAAAUGACCACGUGGGAUUCACGUUCCAAUAAUGUCGAUAUGCAAGACAAGCAACAACAACUUGGAUGGUCUGGCGUAGCAAGCAACAAGUGGAGCUCGUAACUUGGAAUAACUGGCACAGGACGUUCCAACAAUAACAACAGCAACAAGAUGAACCGCGUAGAAUUUCAGUUUCGUUUAUCCAUUAUCUAAUAAUUUCACUCUUCAUUUCAAUCAUUUUUUGUGGAAUUUUUUUAUUGUGCAUGGGGCGUCUGGACCGUGAUGUAUCUAAAUGUUGCACGCGACACACAUACACACACUAAGCAGCCGACACCCGGCUCUGGUAGACGUAAUCCUUUAAUUACUACAUAACUAAAUGAAAAACACUAUAUAUAUAUAAUUAUAUUACUGAGGAGGUGGAAAACAUGAGUGCAGGAUGCAAGCGUAGUAGCAGAGCCGCUGUUUCUUUUUGUUAACGAUUGAUAUAUUUAUUUAUAUAUAUGCAUAUUUCUAUAUACAUAUAUAUUCGUAAAUAUAUUCAUAAUAUAGAAAAUAUAAAGCAUAAAAAUGAGAUGUAUAUUAUAUAUAUGAGAACAAUAUGAAAAUCAUGGAAAAUAAUGAUCGAAGCUAGUAGCAGGUGUGGCUGUCCACAUGAAUACAAUGGAAGUGCGGAAUGAUUUUACAUGAAUUAAGAAAUGCGAUUAUAUUGAGAUGGUGAAUAAUAUUCAGAAGAAGGGAGAGUGUCAGGAAGUUCUCACAGAACUUGUAGGGUUAUAUUAUACGGAUUAUGUAACAUUUGCUUGUACAUGAAGACUUAAGUAUAUCUUUAUGCACUGUA
Molecule: messenger RNA, 9359 nt
Organism: Dalotia coriaria
Lineage: Eukaryota; Metazoa; Arthropoda; Insecta; Coleoptera; Staphylinidae
Gene: mask
Product: multiple ankyrin repeats single KH domain
Exons: 8
Coding region: 209-8644 (2811 amino acids)
Biological process (GO): innate immune response
Cellular component (GO): cytoplasm
Molecular function (GO): protein binding; RNA binding
Source: RefSeq, a predicted model, not a curated record